GCGUGGCUGUUGGAUUAAGAAGCUGCAGCAUCAGAAAGGGUUUAAUAUAAGAGAAGCAACAGCAGAGAGCGACCUAGUGUCAGUCCUUUUAUUUUGACUGCAAGUACGACUGGGCAACAAGGAUACAUAUAAGAGGAUACAAUAACAAAAGGAAAGCAGAGCUUCUUUGACUGGAGCAGAGAGAUAAAUAAACCAUUGUAGUAUCUGCUGCAGACACCAAACACAGCCAUUAUGACCCAGGGCAAGAUUUCAGUCGCAAACAAAGCUGCUGAAGCAGGAGAGAAGCAGUAUGGGACCUCAAGUGGAGAAUCAGGAGGGCCACCUGCCCCUCCCACCUAUGAGGAGGCCACUGGCACAAGUGAGAAAGGCCUCAGCGGCAGCCCCUGUUACGGUGGGGCUUGUCCUAGUGACGAGGAGAUGCUAACAGAAUUCAGCUGGAGUGAUAAAAACAUCCGGCGGAUCUUUAUCCGCAAGGUUUACUCCAUCUUGAUGAUCCAACUUCUUGUCACUCUUUCCAUAGUGGCUCUCUUCACAUUCUGUGAACCAGUGAAGAUCUACAUUCAGUCCAACCCUGGAUGGUACUGGGCUUCUUAUGCUGUAUUCUUUGUCACAUACAUUACACUUGUCUGCUGUCCUGGACCAAGGAGACAGUUUCCAUGGAAUCUGAUCCUGCUAGCCGUCUUUACCCUCUCUCUCUCCUAUAUGACAGGGAUGCUAUCCAGUUAUUAUAACACCAAGUCAGUGGUGAUGUGUCUGGGUAUUACUGCUAUGGUCUGUCUUACGGUCACUCUCGUCAGCUUCCAAACUAAGUUUGACGUGACCUCAUGCCAAGGCGUAUUGUUUUCCUUCUGCAUGGUCAUGAUGGUGUCUGGACUGGUCUUGGCCAUCGCCCUGCCCUACGGAUAUGUGCCCUGGGUGCAUGGUGUCUAUGGUGUCUUGGGAGCGUUACUGUUUACCAUGUUUUUGGCGUUUGACACACAGCUACUGAUGGGGAACAAGCGCUACACAAUAAGUCCAGAGGAAUACGUCUUUGCCACUCUCAACAUCUACCUAGAUAUUAUCUACAUCUUCUCCUUCUUCCUGUCCCUGUUUGGAACAGAGAGAACAAACUGAAUCCACAUCCAGGCCAGCAUUGCAGAUCACCAUCUACACAGGACCCGUAUUCAUAGUCUCAAACUGCAUUUACACAUGUAGCCAAAUUCAGAUUAUUUUUUCACUAAUUGCUAUUUUGACCAAUCAGAUCAGCUCUAAAAAAUGUCUGAUGUGAAAAGAUCAGAUGUGAUUGGUCAAAAUACCAAUUAGUGGAGAAAGGUCUGAAUUGGGCUGCAGCCUCAGAGUAGUAGUGUUGAUCAAGGAUUUGCCAUUUAGAUCAUCAAAUCAAAUGUAUAUAGCCCUUCUAACAUCAGCUGAUAUCUCAAAGUGCUGUACAGAAACACAGCCUAAAACCCCAAACAGCUAGCAAUG
Messenger RNA from Oncorhynchus mykiss (rainbow trout), 1464 nucleotides. Its product is annotated as protein lifeguard 2-like. Gene Ontology annotation, cellular component: endoplasmic reticulum; membrane; Golgi apparatus. The record is from RefSeq and is a predicted model, not a curated record. Lineage: Eukaryota; Metazoa; Chordata; Actinopteri; Salmoniformes; Salmonidae. Gene Ontology annotation, biological process: negative regulation of apoptotic signaling pathway.